AAAGCAGCUAAUUAAACUGUAUCGAAUAGAAAUCAGUUCGCUUAAAACGAAAAGAUUUGAGAGAAAAUCUUCCACCGUAGGACUGCCUUUGUCCACGGGUGUUUGGUGUUUUCAGGGUGGCUGUAUGGCCAUCGUCUGUCUGUGGUGGGCUAUUUGUGUGCAUGGUGGCCGGUGAGUGUACGAUGGUGUAGUGAACAUGGUUUAACAGUUUUCUUUACGAUUAGAAUUCGACAGGAAAAGCAGCGAUAACACACCCCUGAGAUUUUUUUGUGUCUAAAUUCUGUCUGCGCUGUGUUGUUGUUAGUGGUGGUGGCGGUCGUGUGACAAGUGCGGUGGGUGGUGUAUGCGUGUGCGUCUGUUGGCAAAGUGUUUGAUUGAUCCUCCCGUGGCCAGGCAGUGUGAAAAGUUGAAUGAAAAAUGCAUCCAUAAGUGCAGGCGUGUAAAAAAGCAUAAUCUGCAUUAGGUGAAUAUGUGAAGUGCGUUUCUAGCUUUUUCACUGGAGGAGGUCAAUCCAUUCUUUUGGGCUUCUUUGUUUAGUGUGUGCAGAGUUGCGAGAGCGAGCGAAAAGCUGUGUAAAGAUACGGAGCAAAAGAGAGAGAGGAAGUGAUUGAGCGAGCAGCGCACAAAUACGCCGCAAGAGAGCAGCGAGUGUGUGUGUGUGCGCAAGAGAAGAAGAGCAAGUGAGAGAGCGAGAGAGAGAGAGAAGGGCGAUACAUGUCUCUACGAAACAGAAAAUAAACGAGCAGAGGAAAAAAGCAAACAGCAGCCAACGACCGCAUUGCACUCAUCCCUAGGUUCAUCAGCAACAGCGAGGAGUGCAUCGUAUAGAGUGAAGAAUAUUCACCUUCUACAACGUUCCCACCGACAAACCGGAAGUUGGCACCGUCGAAGGGUGAACCUUUGCCGGGCUUGCCGCGUAAUCUUCCUCCAUCCACUGCCUCGUAACGUAACCAAAGUGGCCAAAGUAAGAGUCUGCCAUCGAACCGAUACCGAAACCCGUCAAUACACUCUGCCAAUCCAUCCCCGGAAGCUGGACAACCACAGACGUGUUGUGGUCGCACAACCGGCGUGUUGUCGUAUCUAUCCAGCAGCCAUCAUUUAAUGCCAACAGCAACACGUACACCAACCAUGGCGGUGCCCAUGGUCUCUUCCACGACGGGCCUGUCCCGGCGACAGAUGCUCGGUGUCGUUCUAUUGCUCAUCCUGCCUAGUGCAUUCGUAGUGGUAGCGCAAGCGGAACCAAUUCUAAAGAUCCGCACGACUGAGUUUACGCGUUAUAAUGAAGUGAUUGAAUAUCAAAGCUCAACGUCAUAUAAUCCACGCGGUAUGGCACCGCUGUACGAAAUCACCAAUCACGUCAUCGAUCUGUUCGUCGAUGAGUAUCCCAUCCCGGACGGUUACAUCACCAUCCAGGAAGGCUCAAUUGCUGCAGGACCAAACGUUGCGGACAACAAUUGGGGUCCGUUGCUGAAACAAUACUGGGCGAUCUUGCUUGUGGCGGCAGUGUGCAUCAUCAUGAUUGCAAUCAUGCCUAUCAUGGGGCUGUGUUUGUGUUGCUGCCGAUGCUUCGGUGGAUGCGGUGGACGUUCCCAACCGUUCGACAAGAAACACGAUACUUGCCGUCGAGCAAUUUUGGGCUUCCUGUUGAUUUGUUCAACCUCGGCAUUGGUAUUUGGAGUGGUGGUUGCAUUUGUUACCAACAGCUAUAUGCAACAUGGGGUGGAAAACAUUACUAUUUCCGCUCGGCAUGGUGUGCACGAUACUCGGCUAUACUUGAAAAGUACCUCGUCCCACAUCGAUCAUGUGCUGAACAAGAACUACCAGGAGCUAAACAACGAUCUCAAACAGAUGCUGAACGAUGCGUCCGGUACCAUAAUCAAACGACUUGAAGAACAAUCUAAGGCAGAGAAGCUAACGACAUUGUAUCAGUUUGUUGAAGAUUUGCCAGGAAUUAGCAAAAAUUUGGAAAAGAUGAAACAACUCACCAGCGAGUUACGGAUCACGGCGUCUCAGCUAAACGAUGGGCUUCGUGGCGUGAAGAGAGAAUUGCUUACGUCGCUUAAUAAAUGUGGCACACAGGAAUGUAUUAAAGUGAUGGAAGACUACAAGAUUGGACGCUUGAAUGUGAACGGUAUCGACUACAACUCGAUACAAGACAGAUACUUCCCGAGGCUGCCGGAUUUGUCUGACAUCAUCGAGAGCGUUAAGGAGCUGAUGGAUAGCAGCCUUGGAAGUGCCAUACGUAAGGGCGUCAAGCAGAUGGAACAGCUGAAGAGUACGCUCAAUCAGACCGUGCUGGAAAACAUACCGAAAGUGCAGGCCGCUUCGGAUUCAACGGGCAAUGCAAUUAGGGAGGUAUCGAACCUGCUUACUUCGCGGCUAAGCAAUGUGGCCGAUACGCUGGGUAACAACUCGUACAAGCAUCUGGAUACGGCGGACGAGUACAUACAGCAGUACAGCAUCUACCGAUACUAUGCCGGACUAGGAAUCAGCUCGGUGCUAUUGUUGAUUUUGAUCUGUCUUGUGUUUGGGCUGUUGUGUGGAAUUUGUGGAAAACGCCCAGACGGUUAUGGAGAUGAUUGCUGCAAUAAAGGUGCCGGUGGAAGGUUUUUAAUUUUCGCCGUUGCCAUUAUCUUCCUUACGUUUUCUGUGAUCCUGGCGGUAGCUUUGGCUUCAUUCCUGGUGGGCACACUUACGCGUCGUGCUGCAUGUGACUCACUUCGCGAUCCGGCCAACGAUCAGAUUGUCAGCUAUAUCGAUCAGUUCGUUGAUUUGAACCGCCUGUACGCAGAUCUGCGGGCACAGGCCGAACGCUCAAGAACCAAGCUGCAGGUCAGCGAUAAUAUGGAACAAGUAAGCAUCGGUCAGGUGAUUAUGGCGUGCCAACAGAAUGAAUCGAUCUACAAGGUGCUGAAGCUGAACAACUUUGUCGACAUUGACACGAUUCGUGAAUUCCCGGAGCAGUACGGCAUUACACGCGAACUGAAUGCGCUUACGCUCAAGAUUAAAAUCAAUCCGGUACAAAUUCUUACACCGGAAGCGACCGAAGACAUAAAAGCACUGCAGGCGUCGAAGCUAAACGAGUUCGACGUGGAUAAGUUUACCGAUAAUCUGACGUACAACAUCACCGAGUAUAAUCUGAAUGAGAUAGCCCAAAAGCUACGCGAUGUAGCGGACCGCGUUCCACCCGGAAAGGAAAUGAACGACAUUAAAGUGAACCUUAAAAACCAAGCUCUACAUCUGUCUUCGUAUCAGACCAACCUUGUCGAUCCGAUGAUUGUGUCGACAAACGAGCUUAUCAAGCUCUCGACCACGCUGGACAGCAGCUUGAAGUUUGGGGAAGAAUCUUUCUCAAAAGCCAUCGACAAAUUCUUGACGCAGAUCAAGGAAGCUGAAAUUUACAUUAACAAACACGGCAUGACUUUCGUGCAGAAUAUUACUGAGGAACUGGUAACCGGUUUUACCAACCAAAUUUAUGCGUACAUCAAGUUCGUGAUCGAUUCCACACAGGACGAUAUUGGUCUUUGUGGUCCAAUGUACAACGUUUACGAGUCGGUGAUUGUUGCAUCGUGCCAACGAAUCGUUGAUCCAUUUAAUGGAUUCUGGGCUGGAGUAGUGUGGUGUCUGCUACUGUUCCUGCCAUCAAUUAUUUUUGGUGUGAAAUUGUCAACAUUGUAUCAAAAGUCGGAUCCUUAUCCAGGGCCGAUGGUGGAAUCUGAGUAUCUGUAUGAUGCCUACACCGAGCGUGAUAACAUUCCUCUUGCGAGUGGUCCAAAGAAUAAACGCCGCAAGAAGCAAGAUCGCCGCCGUGAAUCUCGUGAUCGUCGGGAAAUCUAUUACGAAGAGGGCAGCCCAUCGCACAGUCGUGACCCAAGGUACAACGAUAUGGCUCCGAAAAACUGGGAUGGCGCUCCACCGCGGUACCAGAAUCCCCCGAUGGCACCACCAGCAGCAGAGUAUGAACGACCACCGCCGUACUACUAUCCGGGUGCACCGAGUGAACAUGAGUAAAUCCCGUUUCUUCGCUUCAUGGUCCGGAUGGUGUGGUCGUCGUCGUUUUUUUGUUUUGUUUUUGGGAGAAAACAUAGCAACUGUUCUAAACCGCGUCGUAAAAUUUAUACCGUACAAAACGAAAUAGACAUCGCUUGUUCUACGAAACACUCGCGUGCCAACGUACGAUUGGAAAAUGUUCAUUUGCUGCACUAGAUCAUCAAAGGCGUGCUGAAUUUUGGUGCACAGUGUGUUUUCUUUUUACUAUGAUUCAUCAAUUCGCCAUCGACGAUAGAAAGGAUUAGUGUUUCACGGAUAAACUGUUUCAAUUCUUUAUAAUAUACUCAACAUGUGUAGGGAACUGCAGAGGCAUUAAACAAUAAGGAAAGAAUUGUGUUUGGAUGUAAGUGCGUAAAUUUGAUUUAUAGUUUUGAUAUUCUUCUGUUGUGCUACAUAAAGACAGGCAGCAAUUUAAAUCGAUUUUUAUAUUUGCAUUUCACUUCUAACACGCGAACGAUUGAUUAAAGCAUUUAAAAGAUAGAAAGUGUGUUUGCGUACCGGUGCGCCAUAGCAGCAGUAUCGAGUGCAGAAUCUCACGGGUGAACAGCAGUAAGAUUUAGAAAGCACCCAUCAUUAACUAUUUGGCACAAGUGACACGUUUUAACGGAGAGUGGGGCGUACAUGAAUGAGCACACCGAACCUUUGGUUUCGUUUCGAGCGGAAACAUAGCACGUUGCAAGCAGUAGCAUACAAUUCAUUCCAAAAAAAGACCAAACAAUUCGAAUGAGAUCAAUCAAAACACAUAUGUCAUCCUCGAUAAGUACAAGCAUAUACAUAUAUAUUUAAAUCGAUCAUCCUCCCUGCACACGUGUGUUUGCUCAACGAUGAUAAUUUUUUUUUGCAAAAAGCGUAAUUGAACUAUGGAAAUUGUAACUAGAUUAUGAUCGUGCGAUCAAUCAGUCUUUUGCCGGACAAGGAAAUCAUAUACUGCCCCUUUCGAAAGAGAUUGAAUACUGAAUUCUUACAUUCUGUGCAUUUUCUACACUAACUACGUUCGUUGCUCUUAACACGAACCACUCACUCUUCAAAACCUGUAAUCGGUAGUGAACUCCACUGCUAGAUCUCGUUUAGAAACGGUGGACAAUGCUCAGUUUAUAUCCGUAGGCAUAGGCAUUAUCGGGACGUGGCAAAGUGAUGGCGGAGUGCGAUGGAAAAGUACAGGAGAGUAGUACGGGUAAAGGAUUGGACCCAAACGAUCAUUAUGCGUCGAUGUUUGGUCCGAUGAUCGAUGAGAAUGCUGAGAUUAGGCUAUAGUUUCACUUUGAACGAACGGGGACACGUUCCUUAGUUGCAUGCAAAAACGACCCGCAUUGCCGGAUAAAAACAAAGCAAAGGGGUCAAACAAUUGUGCUUGUAUAAUGCCCAAGGCUGAUUAGCUGUAUAUGUAAGUCAAAUUCCAAGCAUGACGUUGAAACAGCACUGAAAAGUACUGUAUGCAACGAAGCCCUGACGGCUCCCGGAAAAGUUUUUUUAGUGUGUUUUUUUUGUUGAUUCUUUCCGCCCGGUUCUCGGAGCAGUGCUAACCCUAGAAGUCAGUGAAAUAGUUUGGAUUGACUAGGAAAACUGGAUUAUCGUUUAAAAGUAGCAGAAUCUCGCUUUUAGUUUGUAUGUUUGUGAUUUUAUACUGUUUUGCAUACAAAGCAGUCACAUAAAACAUCUGCUGGAACUCCGAUUGCGCCAGGGGAUUAAGUCUAGGGCCAUGGGUAUCGUCACCUAUGGCGCUUGUUGAUGCGUGGCUUUAAGGCUGAAUUUGCAUGUAUGGUUUUUUUUUAAUAAUUCGAUCGUUCGUUUAGUUUAAUAUAGGAUAUUUUAAAACAAAACAAUACAUUGCGCUUCGUUAUUCGUUUAGUUUAAUUUGUUGCACCUUAGUAGCACACACCUAUAUCGGUUUAUUAUUAGUUCGAGAAAUUUAGUUCGUUUGUCAGCAAGUGAUACGGAAGUAUAUUCCCUUAACUGCUAUGUUUAAACUACAUUUAACAGUCGGGACAAUUAUGGGUAAAUAAUUGUGAAACAUUUUUACGCUAAAAAACAUAUUGCAAGGAGAGAACGAUAAAUAUGUAUCUACGAAAUUAUCAUGCUCAGCAAAUAGAAUUUUAACACUGUGUUGAUUAAGUAAAUGAAAACAGAACAUCUACAAGCUCACAUCCUUCUUCUUGUAAGUAUGUUAGAGCCGAACCGUUUCUUCCGGUUUUUGUUUUGCCUUCGGUGGCAGAAUUUUUGUCAGAAGUGCGUGCCGUGCAUAUGUAGAAGCGGGAUAAGACUUUCUUAACUUACUAUUUAGCAAACAAAACAAACAAACAAAAAAAAACACAUAAACAACUUUCACCAACCUAUAGAUGUGACGGCUGCGCGCGUGCUUAUGGAGAAAUGGAGAACAGUCAAACACGAUUCUAAAUGUACGAACAAUAGUACUAAAGCUAUUAAGAAAAAAAAACAAUACAAACUUUUUAUCCUUCUCAACCACGGGUGUGCUAAGUGCGCGUACAGCACAUACAUAUACAUACAUUAAAAAGAAAGUGCAAAAACUUAAAGUGGUAAAGGGAUGAACAAAAUUUACAUAGAAGGUUCCGCUCCGUGGUAGUUAGCAAGGUAAGAUUUAGAGCGAUGAUUUAAGCACCAUUUCGAUAGAGACUAAAAAGCAAGAAGACAACAUCAUUUGGCAUUUGGAAACAAUUCCACUCCAUUCGCGCGAAGGAUGCAAAUUACAUGUUACAUAAGGUGUUGUAAUGAACUUUUCAAUGUGGUUUUCUUCCUUAUGGCAUGGCAGACGAGCAGAACGACGCAUUUAUUCGUGUAUAAUUCGUGUGUACCUACUAAAGCACAUGUGGCAAGAACAUGUGGCGUAUAGAAUUCGAUUUCAACAUGCCAAACAGCAGCUGCCUGCCCUACACAAUUGGUGUUGCCUGAUUGGUGUACAUGAUCGUAAUACACAAACAUUAUACAUCAUCCAAUGAAGGAAUUAAACGCAAAACGAAGGCAGAAUUAAAUUCGUAAUUAGUCCUAGUGUACUUGUUUUUUUUUCUACAUUGGAGCUUGAGAUGGAACCGAUCGCGCGGUAUAAAGCGCGGUUUGUGUACCGGGAGAGGGAAACAUAGAAGAAAAGUAUGAACCAUUUCCAAUGUAAUACAAAGAAAUACCAUACAACAGCAACCAGAGCAGUGCAGGAGCGAUACAACUAUGGCAGAUAACAGAAAACAAACUAAAGUGAUAAUAUAUGAAUAAAAAUGACAACAGUAAACAUAAUCGAAA
Molecule: messenger RNA, 7299 nt
Organism: Anopheles funestus (African malaria mosquito)
Lineage: Eukaryota; Metazoa; Arthropoda; Insecta; Diptera; Culicidae
Product: prominin-like protein
Exons: 15
Coding region: 1102-4011 (969 amino acids)
Cellular component (GO): membrane
Source: RefSeq, a predicted model, not a curated record